Oncorhynchus keta (chum salmon) is the source of this 1404-nucleotide messenger RNA. RefSeq names its product 28S ribosomal protein S23, mitochondrial-like. The transcript has 5 exons. Gene Ontology annotation, biological process: translation. Lineage: Eukaryota; Metazoa; Chordata; Actinopteri; Salmoniformes; Salmonidae. Gene Ontology annotation, molecular function: structural constituent of ribosome. Bases 183 to 740 code for a protein of 185 amino acids. Gene Ontology annotation, cellular component: mitochondrion; ribosome. The record is from RefSeq and is a predicted model, not a curated record.
GCCCCAUGUUUUUACAGUGCAGAUUAACCCUGCAGAAAGAAAUAACUUGCGGAAGUGGUGGUCGUCCAUGCUCGUGAAAAGAGGCCCUGUAGUUGGUGUUUGCUAACUAUGAUCUUUGAGUUUACUGGAUAAUUACCUAGCUGCAUUUUACGCGCAUAAGUGUAGUUAAAUUGAAGUCCAUUAUGGCUGGAAGUCGACUUGAAAAAUUCGGAACAGUGUUCACGCGAGUCAGAGAUCUUAUGCGUUCUGGAGUUGUCAAACAGUCUGACAAGCCCAUUUGGUAUGAUGUAUACAAGGCCUUUCCACCCAAGAAAGACCCACUUUAUGUCAGACCAGUGGCCAAGAUCUAUGGGAAGAAAGAAGAGGCUGUGCCUGACAUCUUCUACAGAGAGGAUGAAAUCAGAGCGAAAUUCUAUGAGGUGUAUGGAACAGGGCCCAGAGCUUUUGAUCUCACCAAAUCCAACUUUGUUUCAACAUGCCAAAGGUUUGUGGAGAAGUAUACAGAGUUAGAGAGCUGGGGAGAGCUGGAUAAACAGUCCCUGUUUGAGGAGACUGGGAAAGCUCUCCUUGCUGAGGGCUUAGUAUUAAGGAGGAGGGGUGGUCCUGUGGUGGCGUCAGCGACCAGGGAUCCAGUGUUGGGCAUGAAGCUGACUGACAUGCUGGCGGAACUGCAGGCUGAUGCACCUGGCGAAACACCGACACCAGGAGAAGAGACACAAGCACCAGUGACUCCACAGUAGGCCUCUGCAACAUGGCUUCAACCACACUCUUCACCUAGAUGGAACCCACAGGAGGUUGGUGGCAACUUGAGGGGGGGGCUUGUGGUAAUGGCUGGAGCUUAUUAAGUGGAAUGUUCUCUAAUACAUCAAACACAUGGUUUCCAUGUGUGUAAUGCCAUUCCAUUUGCUCCGAUCCAGGCAUUAUGAGCCGUCCUCCCCUCAGCAGCCUUUACUGAUGGAACCAACCAUCCACCUCCACUGACUAAAAAGGGACUUUCAGUAUCUGUCCAACACUAGACUGAUACUUCUCAGUCCAGACUUUCUGAACAAUGGAUCAACAAGAAAGACUUCUUGUUUAGUGUUUCUGGGUGGGCCUGGGCAGCUUUCACAACCCUCUAUCUUGACUGCAGGUUUUUGACUGGUAAUGUGUAGGAUUCCAAGUUAUUGUACAUUUCUGGUCUGGAACCUUGUAAGACUGAUGUUAUGCAUAAGGCUGUAAAUGCAUAUUCAGUGUGUGUAAUAUAUACUGUGUGUCCUACUGAACUCUUGAGUAUUCACUUGCAAGAUGAUGCUUACGUUGCAGUGUGCUUUGACUUUCGACAGGCCACCCCUGUUGAUAGGUGACAUCGCUGUGAUUAUCGAUUGGCACCGAGUGAUCAGUAAAGUAAUUAUAUAUAUUCUAGAA